Penaeus monodon (black tiger shrimp) is the source of this 2054-nucleotide messenger RNA. Its product is annotated as organic cation transporter protein-like. Gene Ontology annotation, cellular component: membrane. Gene Ontology annotation, molecular function: transmembrane transporter activity. Lineage: Eukaryota; Metazoa; Arthropoda; Malacostraca; Decapoda; Penaeidae. Gene Ontology annotation, biological process: transmembrane transport. The record is from RefSeq and is a predicted model, not a curated record.
AAGGAUUCCUGGUGUCCUGCGUGGUUCUCAGUCGCAGUCCUAUUGGAAGAGGUUUGGACGUGCCUCUUGCGGGUCAGUGCCAGUGCCUGCUGAGCCGCGCGUGCCUACUGCAGAAGGCGUGUUAGGAGACUGAUCUUAUCUUUUCAUUGUGGCGAAGACGGAGACUACGUGGAAUAACACCCUGGAGGCGACUUGAAGAUAAAGAUCCAGGAAAAUGGGCAACAAAUUCGACGAGCUUCUGACCCAAGUGGGGACCGGCAAGUGGAACAUGAUUUACUUCAUCACAGCCUGCUACUGGUACCUCCUGAUCCCCCCUCAGGUCCUCAGUGGAGUGUACCUCACUCCUCUUAUGAACCAUACUUGCCUUCCGCCGCUUCUGGACGACCCAUACUUGAUAACAGAAAAAAAUAUGCAUAUUCCCAGUGAUUCGUGCAGUUAUCUCGUCAAUAACUCCUUAUCGGGCGAGGUAGAAGAGAUCCCAUGCAACGAGUGGGAAUAUGACACGUCUGUCUACACCAAUACUCUCACCAGCGAGUUCAAUCUCGUGUGUGCGAGGGGCUACCUGCGGGCUACCUAUCAGAGUAUUUACAUGUCUGCUACCAUUUUUAGCUCUAUGGUAGGCGGCUACAUCGCCGACAGAUUUGGCAGGAAGAUCGUGGUUCUGGUGACCCAGCUAAUCUACGCCACCCUCGGCUUCUCCAUCAGCUUCGCCAACAAUUUCUCUCUUAUCCUCGCUCUCCGAUUCAUCAUGGGAUGCGUAGGACUCCCAACGAUUUAUAUCCUAUCCCUGGAGGUUUGCGAAGUCAAAUACCGAUCCGUGGUGGGUAUUCUGACUGGUCUCCCUUGGGCAUUCGGUACAAUGGCGUGGGGGGGUGUGGCUUCCCAGGUCAGAGACUGGCGGUGGCUGCAGCUCUACGUUACUUUGCCCUUCAUCCUCGUCGUUCCUUUGCUAUUCCUGAUGGACGAAUCCCCUCGCUGGCUGAUCGUGCGAGGGCAGUGCGACCGCGCCCGGAAGAUACUGCAGAAGGCCGCCCGCUGGAACAGGACCCAGCUCCCGUCUGAGGAGGCCUUGAAGAAACUCAUGCUGGACAUCAAGGAGGAGUUGGUGGAACCAGAGAAGCCGGUGUUGAAAGAAAGACAAAACCGAAGGUGGACGUUUACAGAAACACCAGCGCUCUGCAGAACUCGCCCCAUGCGCCGCCCUGGUCUUCUGCGGGCUCAGCCUCAGCGGCUCAAACUACAGCGCCGACCCUUUCAUCUACAUCGUGCUCGGUGGCCUGAUGGAGGUCCCCGGCUACUCCCUGACGGCGCCCCUCAUCAACCGCGUCGGGAGGAAGUGGCCCACCAUCUUUGGCUACGUGCUCAGCGGCGUCGCCAUCCUCUUGCUCGUGUUCAUCCCCGACAACAUACAAUGGUUGGUAAUGACGUUGGCCAUGUUAGGCAAACUCUGCAACAGUGGCGCUUUCAUGAUCAUCUUCGUGUACAUGUCUGAGGUGCUGCCCACGGAGGUUCGGCUGCAGGGCGUGGGUGCCACUAUCAUGACGUGUCAACUGGGCGCUACCAUAGCCCCCUACAUCACGGACUAUGUGGGGCCCCUCGUGCCGUGGGCUCCUUCGGUCAUCUUCGGCGUGUCGUCUCUCGUGGCUGGCGUGGCCAUGCUUCCCAUGCACGAGACCCUGGACGCUCCCAUGCCCGACACCAUCCACGACGUGCCUCACAUCAGCCUCAAGCCUAGACUGUCCAGGAGAAAACGAGAUGUCAAGGUGCAUGAAGUAGAAAAACUUAACAAGCAACCAGCGUAAUGUAAAAAUCAACUCAUGUUAGAUUUUAUUAUUAAUCGGCUUUACUCUUCGCUCAAAAUUAUAAAUUUCUUUUUGUCCGAUUGGUAUGUAACCUACUGAUAAUGACGCUGUAUUUUUUUGAAUUCCUUCAUGCAUUUUUUUUUAUACUUCUGCGAAAGAAAUAGCUUUAUUGUCUUCAAGAGAAUGGAAAAGCACUCUACCCUGUUGAUAAAAUGACACUAAUGUCUUAUCUUUCAAUAAAUUUCUUUCGUG